Nicotiana tabacum (common tobacco) is the source of this 541-nucleotide messenger RNA. RefSeq names its product organ-specific protein P4-like. The record is from RefSeq and is a predicted model, not a curated record. NCBI's taxonomy places the organism in Eukaryota, Viridiplantae, Streptophyta, Magnoliopsida, Solanales, Solanaceae.
UAUAACUUGAUAGUCCUAUUGAACUGACAAAUGAAAUCGUUUGUUGCUCUUAUCCUGCUCUUUUCACUUGUCCUGUACACAAGCAACAGUGAUGCAAGAAAAGACCCCGGAGAAUAUUGGAGAGAUGUGAUGAAAAAUGAGCCAAUGCCUGAAGCAAUCAAACAUCUUAUGCCUCGGCAUUCAGUUCCUCUCUCCAAAGAGAAAACGGAUUGUUACACAUCAUCUUCUGUUGGAGGUGAAGCCUUUGAACCAAGGCCUAAUGUAUCUGUAUACCACGAUGACGCCAAGCUGAAAGAAGCUGAGAAAUCAUUAUUCUCGAAAGAGUUCGAGCCAAGGCCUAAUGUAUCUAGUUAUCAUCAUGAUGAUGCCGGUCUCAAACAAGAAAAGUCUUUUGCCGAAGAGUUUGAGCCUAGGCCAAAUGUUUCGGUGUAUCAUGAUGAUAAGUGAUUUACAUUUUGUAUGUCUCUCGGUGUUAAGUGAUUUAUGAAAUAAAGAUUUGUAAUCAUACUUGAUGGUUGUAUUGAAGUAUUUCUUAAAUUUA